This is a messenger RNA of Peromyscus leucopus (white-footed mouse), 6069 nucleotides long. It is a transcript of the gene Smarca2, whose product is annotated as SWI/SNF related, matrix associated, actin dependent regulator of chromatin, subfamily a, member 2. Bases 264 to 5105 code for a protein of 1613 amino acids. Gene Ontology annotation, biological process: positive regulation of transcription by RNA polymerase II; chromatin remodeling. Gene Ontology annotation, cellular component: RSC-type complex; nucleus. The transcript is spliced from 35 exons. The record is from RefSeq and is a predicted model, not a curated record. Gene Ontology annotation, molecular function: ATP-dependent chromatin remodeler activity; histone binding; ATP binding. NCBI's taxonomy places the organism in Eukaryota, Metazoa, Chordata, Mammalia, Rodentia, Cricetidae.
GUGCGUGGCGCGCGCGAGCGGCGGAGAAUCAGGAAGUCACCGCGGCGAAGCGCACAGACAUGUUUGAUCGCCGUGACAUGACGCGCGCGAGGGAGGAAGAGGAGGCGGCGGGGGCAGAGCCGCGGGCACCGGCCUAAGCCGUGGUGCACACCCCCCCCCCCGCGCUCCCUCCCCGCCCCAGGCGCCGCCAGCCCGAGCCCCGGGCCAUUCCCUGUAGCCCAGCUUAGUGUCACUCUGCUGACUGGCAGAGCCAGGAGAAGUAGAUGUCCACACCCACAGACCCAGCUGCAAUGCCCCAUCCUGGGCCCUCACCAGGGCCUGGACCCUCGCCUGGACCAAUUCUGGGGCCUAGUCCAGGACCAGGACCAUCCCCAGGUUCCGUUCACAGCAUGAUGGGACCCAGUCCUGGACCCCCCAGUGUCUCCCAUCCUAUGUCAACAAUGGGCUCUGCAGACUUCCCCCAGGAAGGCAUGCAUCAGAUGCACAAGCCCAUGGACGUGAUACAUGACAAGGGGAUUGUAGACGACGUCCACUGUGGAUCCAUGAAGGGCACCAGCAUGCGCCCACCACACCCGGGAAUGGGCCCUCCCCAGAGCCCGAUGGAUCAGCACAGCCAAGGUUAUAUGUCACCACAUCCCUCUCCUUUGGGAGCCCCAGAGCACGUCUCCAGCCCUUUAUCUGGAGGAGGCCCAACUCCACCCCAGAUGCCACCGAGCCAGCCAGGGCCACUCAUCCCAGGAGAUCUGCAGGCCAUGAACCAGCCUAACAGAGGUCCCUCACCUUUCAGUCCUGUCCAGUUGCAUCAGCUUCGAGCUCAGAUUUUAGCUUACAAAAUGUUGGCCAGGGGCCAGCCCCUCCCUGAAACGCUGCAGCUUGCAGUCCAGGGAAAAAGGACCUUGCCUGGCAUGCAGCAGCAGCAGCAGCAGCAGCAACAACAGCAGCAGCAACAGCAACAGCAGCCUCAGCAACAACAGCAGCAGCCCCAGCAGCCUCAGCAGCAGGCGCAGGCGCAGCCACAGCAGCAGCAGCCAGCCCUUGUUAGCUACAACAGACCAUCUGGCCCUGGGCAGGAGCUGCUGCUGAGUGGCCAGAGCACGCCACAGAAGCUGUCAGCCCCGGCAGCCAGCGGCCGACCCUCGCCUGCACCCCCAGCCGCUGCCCAGCCCACGGCCACAGCUGUACCCGGGCCCUCGGUGCAGCAGUCGGCUCCAGGGCAGCCAUCUCCGGUCCUGCAGCUGCAACAGAAGCAGAGCCGUAUCAGCCCCAUCCAGAAACCGCAAGGCCUCGACCCUGUGGAGAUCCUGCAGGAGCGAGAGUACAGACUUCAGGCUCGCAUAGCUCAUAGGAUACAAGAACUGGAAAGUCUGCCUGGCUCGUUGCCACCAGAUUUACGAACCAAAGCCACUGUGGAACUGAAGGCGCUUCGGCUACUCAAUUUCCAACGGCAGCUGAGACAGGAGGUGGUGGCCUGCAUGCGGAGGGAUACCACCUUGGAGACGGCCCUCAAUUCCAAAGCUUACAAGCGGAGCAAGCGCCAGACCCUGCGAGAGGCGCGCAUGACGGAGAAACUGGAGAAGCAGCAGAAGAUAGAGCAGGAGAGGAAGCGUCGGCAGAAGCACCAGGAAUACCUGAACAGUAUUUUGCAACAUGCAAAAGAUUUUAAGGAAUAUCAUCGGUCUGUGGCUGGGAAGAUCCAGAAGCUGUCCAAAGCAGUGGCCACUUGGCAUGCUAACACCGAAAGGGAGCAAAAGAAGGAGACGGAGCGGAUUGAGAAGGAGAGGAUGCGGAGGCUGAUGGCUGAAGACGAAGAGGGCUACAGGAAGCUCAUUGACCAAAAGAAAGACAGACGCUUGGCUUACCUUCUGCAGCAGACUGAUGAGUAUGUGGCCAAUCUGACCAACCUGGUUUGGGAGCACAAGCAGGCCCAGGCAGCCAAAGAGAAGAAGAAGAGGAGGAGGAGGAAGAAGAAGGCUGAAGAGAAUGCAGAGGGAGGGGAGUCUGCCCUGGGACCAGAUGGAGAGCCGAUAGAUGAAAGCAGCCAGAUGAGUGACCUGCCUGUCAAAGUGACACACACAGAAACUGGCAAGGUCCUCUUUGGACCAGAAGCACCCAAAGCAAGUCAGCUGGAUGCCUGGCUGGAGAUGAAUCCUGGCUAUGAAGUUGCACCCAGAUCCGAUAGUGAAGAGAGUGACUCUGACUACGAGGAAGAGGAUGAAGAGGAGGAGUCCAGCAGGCAGGAAACGGAAGAGAAGAUACUGCUGGAUCCAAACAGCGAAGAAGUUUCCGAAAAGGAUGCCAAGCAGAUCAUUGAGACUGCGAAACAGGAUGUGGACGACGAAUACAGCAUGCAGUACAGCGCCAGGGGGUCACAGUCCUACUACACGGUGGCUCACGCCAUCUCUGAGAGGGUAGAGAAGCAGUCUGCCCUCCUCAUUAACGGCACCCUGAAGCAUUACCAGCUCCAGGGCCUGGAAUGGAUGGUGUCGCUGUAUAAUAACAAUCUGAAUGGAAUCUUGGCUGAUGAAAUGGGGCUAGGCAAGACCAUCCAGACCAUUGCACUCAUCACCUACCUGAUGGAGCACAAAAGACUCAAUGGUCCCUAUCUCAUCAUUGUUCCCCUCUCGACUCUGUCUAACUGGACAUAUGAAUUUGACAAAUGGGCUCCUUCUGUGGUGAAAAUUUCUUACAAGGGUACCCCUGCCAUGCGACGCUCCCUUGUCCCCCAGCUACGGAGUGGCAAAUUCAACGUCCUCCUGACUACUUAUGAGUACAUUAUAAAAGACAAGCACAUUCUUGCAAAGAUUCGGUGGAAAUACAUGAUUGUGGAUGAAGGCCACCGCAUGAAGAACCACCACUGCAAGCUGACCCAGGUCCUCAAUACACACUACGUUGCCCCCAGAAGGAUCCUUUUGACGGGGACCCCGCUACAGAAUAAGCUUCCUGAACUCUGGGCCCUCCUCAACUUCCUCCUCCCUACAAUCUUCAAGAGUUGCAGCACAUUCGAACAGUGGUUCAACGCUCCGUUUGCCAUGACUGGCGAAAGGGUGGACUUGAAUGAAGAAGAAACUAUCUUGAUCAUCAGGCGUCUACACAAGGUGUUGAGACCCUUUUUACUGAGGAGACUGAAGAAAGAGGUUGAAUCUCAGCUUCCAGAAAAGGUUGAGUAUGUCAUCAAGUGUGACAUGUCAGCUCUGCAGAAGAUUUUGUAUCGUCACAUGCAGGCCAAGGGGAUCCUCCUCACAGACGGUUCUGAGAAAGAUAAGAAGGGGAAAGGAGGUGCCAAGACACUUAUGAACACUAUCAUGCAGCUGAGAAAAAUAUGCAACCACCCAUAUAUGUUCCAGCACAUUGAGGAGUCGUUUGCUGAACACCUGGGCUAUUCAAAUGGGGUCAUCAAUGGGGCUGAGCUGUAUCGGGCCUCGGGAAAGUUUGAGCUACUUGAUCGUAUUCUGCCCAAAUUGAGAGCGACUAACCACCGCGUGCUGCUUUUCUGCCAGAUGACGUCUCUCAUGACCAUCAUGGAGGAUUACUUUGCUUUUCGGAACUUCCUUUACCUGCGCCUUGAUGGCACCACCAAGUCUGAGGAUCGCGCUGCUUUGCUGAAAAAAUUCAAUGAACCCGGGUCCCAGUAUUUCAUUUUCUUGCUGAGCACACGAGCUGGGGGCCUGGGCUUAAAUCUUCAGGCCGCGGACACGGUGGUCAUCUUUGACAGCGACUGGAAUCCUCAUCAGGAUCUGCAGGCCCAAGACCGAGCUCACCGCAUCGGCCAACAAAAUGAGGUCCGGGUGCUGAGACUCUGCACUGUCAACAGUGUCGAGGAGAAGAUUCUCGCAGCUGCCAAAUACAAGCUGAAUGUGGAUCAGAAGGUUAUCCAGGCCGGCAUGUUUGAUCAGAAGUCAUCCAGCCAUGAGCGGAGAGCAUUCCUUCAGGCCAUAUUGGAGCAUGAAGAGGAGAAUGAGGAAGAAGAUGAAGUACCCGAUGACGAGACCCUGAACCAAAUGAUUGCUCGCCGGGAAGAAGAGUUUGAUCUUUUUAUGCGCAUGGACAUGGACCGGAGGAGGGAGGAUGCCAGAAAUCCAAAGCGUAAGCCUCGCCUGAUGGAGGAAGAUGAGCUGCCUUCCUGGAUUAUUAAGGAUGACGCUGAAGUGGAGAGGCUCACCUGUGAAGAAGAGGAGGAGAAGAUAUUUGGUAGAGGUUCUCGCCAGCGCCGGGAUGUGGACUACAGCGACGCCCUCACCGAGAAGCAGUGGCUCCGGAUUGCUCGAACCAGCUGUUUGACCCCAGCAUGGCCCCCUUUGUUCGAGUUCAGCAGGGCCAUCGAAGACGGCAAUUUGGAAGAAAUGGAAGAGGAAGUACGGCUUAAGAAGAGAAAAAGACGAAGAAAUGUGGAUAAAGAUCCUGUGAAGGAAGAUGUGGAAAAAGCGAAGAAAAGAAGAGGCCGCCCUCCAGCUGAGAAACUGUCACCAAACCCCCCAAAACUAACGAAGCAGAUGAACGCCAUCAUUGAUACUGUGAUAAACUACAAAGACAGGUGUAACGUGGAGAAGGUGCCCUGUAAUUCUCAGUUGGAAAUAGAAGGAAACAGUUCAGGGCGACAGCUCAGUGAAGUCUUCAUUCAGUUACCUUCCAGGAAAGAGUUACCAGAAUACUAUGAAUUAAUUAGGAAGCCAGUGGAUUUCAAAAAGAUAAAGGAAAGAAUUCGAAACCAUAAGUACCGGAGCCUGGGUGACCUGGAAAAAGAUGUCAUGCUUCUCUGUCACAAUGCACAGACAUUCAACUUGGAGGGAUCCCAGAUCUAUGAAGACUCCAUUGUCCUACAGUCAGUAUUUAAGAGUGCUCGGCAGAAAAUCGCCAAAGAAGAAGAGAGCGAGGAAGAAAGCAAUGAGGAGGAGGAGGAAGAUGAUGAAGAGGAGUCUGAGUCAGAGGCAAAGUCUGUGAAGGUGAAAAUCAAGCUCAAUAAAAAAGAAGAGAAAGGCCGGGACACGGGGAAAGGCAAGAAAAGGCCCAAUCGAGGCAAAGCCAAACCUGUGGUGAGCGACUUUGACAGCGACGAGGAGCAGGACGAGAACGAACAGUCAGAAGCAAGUGGGACUGAUGAUGAGUGAGCGGUGUGGCCUUGAGCUGACCACGACAGAACUGAAGACUCCCUCCCCGACCCCUUCUCUCCCUUCUCCCCAGUGAGUUCAUUUGCCCUUUGGGCACUGGGUUAUUUCUCCGUCCUCAUUGUCAUCUAGAACUAGCUUUAGGAUAGUGCCAGACAAACAUAUGAUAUCAUGGUGUAAAGAAAACAAAACAAAACACGUGUGUACACACACACACACACACACACACACACACACACACACACACACACGAAUAUUUGUAACAUAUUGUGACCAAAUGGGCCUCAAAGAUUCAAAGAUUAAAAACAAACGGAAGCUUUUGAUGGAAAAGACGUGGGUGGAUAGUAUAUUUCUACAGGUGGGCCGGAUUCGGUAGCAGUCGGAUGUGCUUGCCUCUGUCAUCUGCCCUGACGAGAAGAUUGUUAUCGUCCGCAGCGCUGAUGAUCGGGAGAAGCCACUAAAAGCCACUGGCUAUUUUAUUUUUCAUCAGGCAAUUUUCAAGAUUUCCAUUUGUUCAGUAUUGUUUUUGUUUGUUGUUUGUUUUUUACACUGUGGUACAUAUAAGCAACUUUACUAGGUGACAAAUGUACAGUAGUUAGAUAUCACCUACAUAUACAUUUUUCCAUUUUAUGCUCUAUGAUCUGAAGAACAAAAAAAAAAGCUUUUUGACUUGUAUAAGAUUUACGUCUACUGUAAACAUUGCAGAAGUUUUUUUUUUUUCUUUUGCUCUUUUGACAAUGCUAUUGACUAUUUACAGUGUCUAGAGUGUCCCAAUGGCUUCUUUGGUCCACCUGAGCUCCUGUGUUACCAAUGUGUAUGGUCUCCUUCUCCCUAAAGUGUACUUAAUCUUUGCUUUCUUUGCACAAUGUCUUUGGUUGCAAGUCAUAAGCCUGAGGCAAAUAAAAUUCCAGUAAUUUCAAAGAACGUGGUGUUGGUACUUUGCUAAUAAACCGAUAACUUACCUUGA